AUGAUUGUUUCCAAUCUUGUUAAAGCUGGUAUAGAAUUGUGCCAAGCUUUCUCUCCACAAGAAAAAGCCAGAUACGAGGGAUUCAUCAAAUCCCAGGAGCCAGGAGAGAAUCCAAAUAUGUGGUACAUCAAAGCAGCUGCUAUGGUUCAAAAUGGAAACAGAGAUACAUCGUUUGUCAACAAAUUCGUUGAUUUGUUGCCUUCUCUUUUCGCUCUCAAGCCUGGACAUCUUCGUCUGGAACUCUGCUUCGAAACUCUCAGCUCCAUCAUUCCUUUGAUGGAAAGUACAUCUUUAGUUCCUUUGAUCUUGGUUUGGCCGGCUCUUUACUCUUCUUGCCACUUGAAUAUGCAGUUGAGAAAUUCAGCUUUGAACUGUUAA
Molecule: messenger RNA, 378 nt
Organism: Trichomonas vaginalis G3
Lineage: Eukaryota; Parabasalia; Trichomonadida; Trichomonadidae
Exons: 1
Coding region: 1-378 (125 amino acids)
Source: RefSeq, a predicted model, not a curated record